AUGGCUUUCCAAAGAAACUUGGCCUUCUGCCUCUUCGCUAUCCUCUUGAUCGGUUUUGUUGUUGAACAAUCGACCGCUCAGUACUACUAUCCAGGAUAUGCUGGCUACUACGGUGGUUACGGUUACGGAUAUGGCUACCCAUCGUACGGUUAUGGUUACGGUUACUACGGCAAAAGAGCAGCUGGCUUUGGACCUGAGGCAGUGCAGGACGCUUGA
This is a messenger RNA of Bursaphelenchus okinawaensis, 216 nucleotides long. Lineage: Eukaryota; Metazoa; Nematoda; Chromadorea; Rhabditida; Aphelenchoididae. The record is from the annotation of a GenBank genome assembly.